Messenger RNA from Papaver somniferum (opium poppy), 2721 nucleotides. RefSeq names its product lysine-specific demethylase JMJ25-like. The transcript has 13 exons. Gene Ontology annotation, biological process: regulation of transcription by RNA polymerase II. Gene Ontology annotation, molecular function: histone H3K9 demethylase activity; transcription coregulator activity; chromatin DNA binding. Lineage: Eukaryota; Viridiplantae; Streptophyta; Magnoliopsida; Ranunculales; Papaveraceae. The record is from RefSeq and is a predicted model, not a curated record. The coding region runs from base 1 to 2721 and encodes 906 amino acids. Gene Ontology annotation, cellular component: chromatin; histone deacetylase complex.
AUGGUCUUAAACCCAUAUGACCAUGUGAUCGGACUAUUUAUGUCUCUUCUCUUCUCUUCACCAUCAACAUCUCCUUUGUUCUCUUACACUGCUGACAUUGCUACUCUAUCAACCCCUGCACCAUCGAUCAAACUGCACACCAGAUGCAUUGUAACGUUAAAACUUAAAUCUUUUCGUGGCUUGAAGUCAAUCAUCGUACAAUUGGAGUACCCUUCAACGACUGGAUAUUCACAUUUGGAAUGGUAUCCUGGUACUGGUACCUCACCAGAUUCCUUAACAGAUGGUUGCCCUGUUUGCACUGGAAUUUGCAACUGCAAAAAUUGCUUGCGCGUGUACUUGAAAUCAGUGGAGGCCUCAAAAAAGAAACUUGGACCUGAAGAGAAAGUUGAGUAUUCAAAAUAUUUGUUGAAGUAUCUGCUCCCCGUGGUGAAGCAGAUUCACCCGGAACAAAUACUUGAAAAGGAGCUUGAGGCUACCAUUCAAGGAUCAUCACCAUCAGAAGUAAAAAUAAAGAGUGCAGAUUGUGCAGUCGACGAGCGCAUGUAUUGCAACAACAGCAAAACUUCUAUAGUCGACUAUCACAGGAGCUGCCCAAACUGUGAUUAUGAUCUCUGUCUUACCUGUUGCCGAGAGAUUCGUGAUGGUUCCUUUCAAGGGGGUGGAGAGGAAGUAAAUGUGAAUUAUGCUGACAGAGGGAGUCGGUCAAGAGCAAAACUUGAUGCAGCAAAACGCCCUCUGAAAGGUACAGCCAGGUCAAGAGCAAAAUUUGCUGCAGAAAAAUGCGUUAAAUCAACUGAUGCGGAACCUGAAGAACCAACUGAUAUCCUUGAUUGGAAAGUGAUGGAUGAUUGUAGCAUCCCUUGUGCAUCUUUUGGUUCUGGUCUUCUAGAACUGAAGUCUAUCCUUCCGAAAGAUUGGUUAUCUGAACUGGAAAAAAGUGCUGACGAAGUAGCAACAGAAUACAAUAUUUUUGAUGUUCCAAUGACUGCUAUAGAGCAGUGCUCCUGUUCCAAACCAGUUGGUGAUGCAGACAUUAACGACGAUAACCUACGCAGAGCUGCUUUGCGGCAAGUGGAUGACAACUAUUUGUAUUGUCCAACGGCUAAAGACGUCCAACAUGGAGACAUGGAACACUUCCAGAAGCACUGGCUCAGAGGAGAGCCAGUGAUUGUUCGCAAGGUGAAAGAACUGACCUCUCGCUUAAGCUGGGCGCCUCUGGUUAUUAACAAAGCAUUUCGUGAGAAAUCUAAUUCAAGGGUGAUGAAAGGUGAAGGUCACUUAGAAGUGACAGCAAUGAAUUGUUUGGAUUGGUGCCAGGUCGAGGUUAAGAUAAAUGACUUUUUCAAAGGCUAUUCAGAAGGUCUUAUGUACCCAAACAUGUGGCCUGAGAUGCACAAGCUGAAAGACUGGCCUCCUUCGGAUAUGUUUGAGAAGCGGUUACCGCGUCAUUGUGUUGAAUUUGUUAGUUCCUUACCCUAUCAACAGUACACAAACAUAAAGCGUGGCUUUCUUAAUCUUGCUACCAAGCUGCCACCAAAAUCCCUGAAACCAGACUUGGGUCCAAAGUCAUACAUUGCCUAUGGGCAUGGCGAAGAGCUUGGUCGAGGUGACUCUGUUACCAAACUUCAUUUGGACAUGUCUGACGCGGUGAAUGUGUUGAUGCACGUACAUGAGGUAUCUCCAGAAGACACACAGCUUGAUGCGAUCAAAAAAUUGAAAAAGAGGCACAUGGCCCAGGAUCAAAAAGAAGAGUAUGCCAAGGUUGGGAACUGCAAUGCUAACAGUACUGAAGAUGGAAAAGAAUGUGAUGUUUUUGAAUCUGAUCAUUACUCUAGAAGUUCUGGUGGUGCUCUUUGGGAUAUCUUCCGCAGAGAAGAUGUUCCAAAGCUUCAGGAAUACCUCAGAAAGCAUUCUUGGGAAUUCCGACACGUAUACUGUUCUCGAGUUGAGCAGGUAAGUCAUCCGAUCCACGACCAGGCGUUCUACUUGAUUUUUGAACACAAAAGGAAGCUCAAGGAGGAAUAUGGAAUUGAACCAUGGACCUUUGUGCAAGAAUUGGAUGAGGCAGUUUUCAUUCCAGCUGGGUGUCCUCACCAAGUGAGGAAUUUGAAGUCCUGUAUCAAAGUCGCAGUUGAUUUUGUUUCACCUGAGAAUGUUCCGGAAUGCAUGCGGUUGGCUAAGGAGUUUCGUUUGCUUCCUCAAAACCAUGGGGCUAAGGAAGACAAAUUGGAGGUCAAGAAAAUGAUCCUCUAUGCUGUCAGACAUGCUGUGGAUACCGUCAAUGACCCAUAUAAGGAAGAGGAGAGCACCGACACCGAAUCUACUGGCAAGAAAGCAAAAUCCAAGCGAAAAGGCAAGGGUAGAAAAAAAGGGAACGGAAGAGCGGAGAAGGAAUGCCCUACAAAGGAAAUGAAUGAGGAGGAAGGUGCAGACAAAAGCACCAAGUCUACUGGCAAGACAGCAAAACCCAGAAGAGCAGGCAAGGGUGGGAGAAAAAGGACCGGAAAAGUGGAGGAAAGCCCCAAGGAAAUGGAUGAUGAGGAAGUGGGUGAGGAAGGUGCCAACAAAAGCACCAAGUCUACUGUCAAGACAGCAAAACCUAGAAGAGCAGGCAAGGGUGGAAGAAAAAGGACCGGAAAAGUGGAGGAAAGCCCCAAGGAAACGGAUGAUGAGGAAGUGGGUGAGGAAGGUGCCAGUAGCGAUGAAUCUCUUGAACCUUGA